CUGUUUCGUUCCUGAUAUUUGGUGCGAGAGGAGUCUGAAAUGACAUUCAAACAAAUCAUCGAGCAGAGAGAUUAGAUCCAGAUCCAGGAUUUGAGGAGACAUAAACGUUUCGUCCUUCAGCUUCCCGUUUUCUAUUCUGAUUGAGAGCCACAUUUGCAGUUCAGGAUGCGUUUUGCAGAGCUGGUUUUGGCAUCUGUGCUGUCUGUGACCACUUUGGCCCUCGAUAAUGGGCUGAUGAGGACCCCCCCCAUGGGCUGGUUAGCCUGGGAACGAUACCGCUGUGAUAUUGACUGUGAAAAUGAUCCCAAGAACUGCAUCAGUGAGAAUCUGUUCACCGACAUGGCGGACAGGCUGUCAGAGGACGGCUGGAGGGAACUGGGCUACGUCUACGUGAACAUAGACGACUGCUGGUCCUCCAAGGAGAGAGACAACCAGGGCCGGCUACAGCCUGACCCAAAGAGGUUCCCAGGAGGAAUCAAAAGGUUGGCGCGCUACAUGCACGACAGGGGUCUCCAGCUGGGCAUCUACGGGGACAUGGGCACUUACACCUGCGGGGGCUACCCAGGCACCACGCUGGACAAGAUCCAAACGGACGCUCAGACGUUUGCCGACUGGGAGGUGGACAUGCUCAAGUUUGAUGGUUGUUACUCUAAUGCCACCGAGCAAGAACAGGGAUACCCUCUCAUGUCAAAGGCUUUAAAUGCCACCGGCCGCCCCAUCGGAUACUCCUGCAGCUGGCCUGCCUACCGGGGCGGGCUCCCUCCAAAAGUGAAUUACACUCAACUCGGGAUGAUCUGCAACCUGUGGCGUAACUAUGGCGACAUCCAGGACUCUUGGGACAGCGUGCUGAACAUUAUUGACUGGUAUUUCGAAAACCAGGAUGUACUGGCAGCUGCAGCUGGACCUGGAAGGUGGAAUGACCCUGAUAUGCUGCUUAUCGGUAACUUUGGCCUCAGCAAGGAACAGUCUCGUACCCAGAUGGCCCUGUGGGCAAUCAUGGCAGCUCCCCUCUUCAUGUCCAACGAUCUGCGGACCAUCAGCGGUGAGGCCCGGAGCAUCCUGCAGAACAAAAUGGCCAUCAGCAUCAACCAGGACGUCUUGGGCAUUCAGGGAAGACGCAUUUUGAAGGAGAAGAGUGGCAUCGAGGUGUUCUGGCGUCCCCUGUCAAACAACGCCAGUGCGUUAGUAUUUUUCAGCCGCCGUACUGACAUGCCUUACCGCUACAAGACCUCCCUUCGCCAGCUUAACUACACCACAGGCAGCUACAAGAUCUUUGACGUCUUCACCGAGAAGGCAACGACUCUCAAAGACUCCACUGACUUUGUCGUGUCGGUGAACCCCACAGGCGUGGUCAUGUGGUACGUUUCUGCACCGGCCAAGCGAAGCAUCCGCCAGUUCUAUGGAGGCGGGAAACUCCACAGAUCUGCCUUGGAUGCGGAGGAAAAGGACAUUCAUCGUGCUUUCUUGUGAACCCUUACAAUUUUUAAUCACUUUAUUUGUUUCUUUUAGGAGGUUUGAUUUGAUUUGAUUGAUGGAUGUGUUGUCUGAUUGGUCGAAGGACUUUUUGGGAGUUUAUGUAUUUUACAAAUCACAUGAUGAUUAACUGAAUUUUUCAUGUGAGAUGAAAUCAGUACCAUGAAUCAUUAGUGUCCAAUAAUAUUUCUUAGACAUUAUAAAAGGGAUGAUAAAUACCACCACACAGAACAGGAUAAAAAAAAAAAAAAAUACUUUAUGAAAUGAAUAAAUAUUUUGUAAAAUAUA
Molecule: messenger RNA, 1761 nt
Organism: Cololabis saira (Pacific saury)
Lineage: Eukaryota; Metazoa; Chordata; Actinopteri; Beloniformes; Belonidae
Gene: naga
Product: N-acetylgalactosaminidase, alpha
Exons: 9
Coding region: 166-1470 (434 amino acids)
Biological process (GO): oligosaccharide metabolic process; glycoside catabolic process; glycosylceramide catabolic process
Cellular component (GO): cytoplasm
Molecular function (GO): alpha-galactosidase activity
Source: RefSeq, a predicted model, not a curated record